Molecule: messenger RNA, 1016 nt
Organism: Salvia miltiorrhiza (redroot sage)
Lineage: Eukaryota; Viridiplantae; Streptophyta; Magnoliopsida; Lamiales; Lamiaceae
Exons: 2
Coding region: 192-1016 (274 amino acids)
Source: RefSeq, a predicted model, not a curated record
UAUGUUUUGUAAAUUGAGUUAUUUUUUGUAUUGAAUAGGUCCGUUAUUCGAGGCCCGAGCAAAUCAAUCGUCCAACAGUUGAGAUCAGUUCGUACAACAAUAUUACUUACCUAUCGACAGUAGUCCAGAGACUAACCGAAGUUGGCGGUUUUGCACUGGAGAAUACGUUCAGGCAUGGGUGCUUUGGAUUUAUGUUGGAUUGGCAACCGGGCCAGAAGUGCAAUGCUGCAUUGCACCAUAUUGUCUCUCGUCAUCUUCAGAUCACGGCCUUCAAUGAGGAUGAUGAGAUCUCCUUCCACAUCAACGGGAGGAAGGUUGAGUUUACUCCGAGAGAUUUCGCUCUCGUGACAGGAUUGUCCUUUGGGGAUGAUCCUUUUGACCCCGAGGCUGAGCACGAUCUGAGCGACGCUCAGACAUUUAGAAAAUUUUGCCGCUCUAAGCCGGUGUCAGUGCGGGACCUGGCCGAUAAAUAUUUCGACACCGACAAUCCAGUAAAAGACCCCGACGGCGGGUUGUACUUCCGUGUGGCCCACUUGUUGGUGCUACACGCAUUUGUAUUAGGAGUGGACGUGCGACGACCCGUGCAGUCCUGGACUUGGAAGCUGGUGGAUGAUUUGCCGGCCUUUUCCAGAUUUCCUUGGGGAUCGUGCGCGUAUAGAAGCUUGAACUACAGGUUGAAGCACAGCACAAUCAAACAGGAUUGUAAAAAGUAUCACUUCUACGGUCCUUCUUGGGCCCUAUUCAUUUGGGGUCUUGAGAAAAUUCCCUAUUUGGGCCCAGCCAUAGCCAUAUGCAAUGCGGGGGUUUACCCUAGAUUUCGGAGGUGGACGUUCGUGAAGACCAAGUUGGAUGGGUUACAGAGUUAUUUUGAGUCUCCGGAGAACGGGAUAUGGGAGAUGGUCCCCGAUGAGUACGAGGCCAAGACAUCUUACUGGCUAUCGGUGGCAGGCGUCAAUGCCGGGAUAGGGGUUCGAGUACCAGAGCCGGCAGUCUUUGGUCAUAGGCAGCCUCGGUAG